Molecule: messenger RNA, 1432 nt
Organism: Anopheles moucheti
Lineage: Eukaryota; Metazoa; Arthropoda; Insecta; Diptera; Culicidae
Gene: Vsp37A
Product: vacuolar protein sorting-associated protein 37A
Exons: 3
Coding region: 183-1136 (317 amino acids)
Biological process (GO): protein targeting to membrane; ubiquitin-dependent protein catabolic process via the multivesicular body sorting pathway; protein targeting to vacuole
Cellular component (GO): ESCRT I complex
Source: RefSeq, a predicted model, not a curated record
AAUGACGGCACAAACGUAACCAAAACAAAUCAAAACUUGAUCAUCGCGAUUUUCUGCUCCUCGCUUCGGCCGUGGUUUGUAAUCAAAUUACCGAUUAUCAAUGACCUUCUCCCCGUAGGCCGUAUUGGGUUUUUGGUGCUGGAUCAUCGACAACACAUCCCAGGAUAGUCACAUUCGCAACGAUGCGUAAACGCCAGAUCGAUACGCUCAAGAUAUUCAACCACAAUGUACAAGAGGUGAAAGAAAAUGAAGAAUAUUUGGUCAACUUUAACUGUGGAGGACGAGAAAUUGCCAUCAAUAUUUUGCUUGGGAAUGGUUUCCCGAAUGAAAAGCCAAAGCUUAUAGUCAGUCCGAUUCUUCGCCAUCCGUGGGUGAAUGGAACGACGGGAGAAAUAGAUAAUGCGCCCGGAAUACUGAACUACACCAUUCAUUCCGAUCUCGGAAGGAUAGUGCAAGCAGUAGGCAGGGAAUUUGAAAAACAUCCUCCAAAGUUCGUGAAUGAACCAACGUCCACGCCGCAGCACCACUCCCAACAUCAUGCGCCACCAGCAGCGCAUCAGGCAUGUCGAAACGGAAACGUCCAAGAAUUCGGUCCCGAUAACCGCAACGCCCUUCUGUCACCAUCACACGAGUCGGAUCAAUUCGGUUUGCGAAAUCUUACCACCGAUGAACUGAGUCGGUUGAACGCGGAUGAUGAUUGUCUGGAAGAGUUCAUCACAAAGCUCCCCUUUGUGCAGCAUCAAAAUGACGAAAUGGAUCAACUGCUGGCGGGAAUAGAGUCGCUUGCCGUGGAAAAUCUUGCCCGCAAGGAAGCAGUCGAGGAGCGCAAAUCGAAGGUGGAAUCGCUAGCACUCGAGUUUAAGGAACUGGGUCAGCAGUGGGAAAGCAUGAACCAACGGUAUCAGCGCAAGGCGGAAGAUUUUUCCCCCCAGCACAUCAAGGAACUGUUGCAGAUUGCCGUAUCGACGGCGGACGGUAAAAGCGACGACGAGGCACAACGGUUUCUCGCUGGCCAAAGUGACGUUGGCACAUUUCUGCAAAACUUUAUCGAAUCCCGCAAACUGUACACGAUGCGUAAAGCCAAAGAGGAACGAUUGGUCCAGCAACUGACCGCACUGGAGCGUGCUGCCUUUUAAGGGUACUACUGCAGACUAAGAGAGAAAUUAAAACAUGCAUUUUCUUGUGAUAUUCCAACGUAAAGGAUGUAUUAAUUAUAAGAAAUAAACAUUCUUUCCCGCAUUGGAACGUUUCGGUGACAAUGAUAUGCGGCUAUUGUUGAACUGGCAAGCAAAAUUCCGAGCUUUUGCGCAGUCUCGCGAAACGAAGGUCUCCACUCGCUCUUCAUUCUCGCGCGUCGUGGCCGUGUGUGAAUUUUCCGGCUCCGCUUUAUUGGCGAAUUAGAGAAAAUCACGCUCUUUCUUUGUACGACAAA